Microbotryum saponariae is the source of this 982-nucleotide messenger RNA. NCBI's taxonomy places the organism in Eukaryota, Fungi, Basidiomycota, Microbotryomycetes, Microbotryales, Microbotryaceae. The record is from the annotation of a GenBank genome assembly.
AUGCGGUCUCACUUCCUCUUGGGGACCCUGCUGGCUUUUGCAAGUCAUAGUGCGUUCGUGCGAGGUUUUGUCGUUGACAAUACUCAGUUCUACAAGUCUCUUGAGGUGAGUAUGACCGGCCAUGCAGGAAUUGGACAGUGAUAUCCGUUUGUGAGUCAAGCAAGCACUCGGGGCAGCCGCACUGACUGGCGGCUGCUUCUCGCCCCACCAACUGCAACCUGCACACAGCAAAAUUCCAUCGACAUCAAGGGCGACUUCACGCUCAAAAGUCGAUUGACGAACAAGUACCUCACGUUCACCCGCCAACCUACCGGGCACGGCGGAGACUCGAAGAUGAGCAUCGUCACCCAGUCUCAACCUGCCGUGCUCGGCUUGGAGUGGAUCUCCUCCAAGGCAACCAGCGGGAAGAGGACAGGUAGUUUUGCUGGUCUCAGGAUCUCGUCUCAGAAGCGCUGUGUCGCGUCGCAAUAUGGCAGAUCGAAGCCGGACAGGGGAGGGGGCGAUGUCGUCGGGGUCGCUUACUCGUGCAAGACACGCGGGGAUCCCACCAUCGUCAAAGCAAUGUGGUUCGCUUUCGACUGCGGUUCCCCUUCUAACCGAUUCGUCGAUCUGUUGGAACGGCUCCGCGACCACGACUCACAGAAGGCCGGAGACUAUCAUUGGCGAAAGAACAAUCCCGGACCCGCUCAUCGCCAGCGCCCUCGCAACCAGCACAGGCAUCGGAAACCGCCGCAUCCUCGCUCUCGCUCCCGUGGCCGCGGCCACCGUCACCGUUCUCAUCCUCAUCCUCGCCAUCGUCAUAGUCGUCGCCCUCGUCCUCGUCGUCGGCCCGGCCAUCGCCCCGGCCAUCGCCCUGGCCAUCGCCCUCGCCUUCACCCUCGCCCUCGCCAUGGUCAUCGUACACUCCACUCGCAUCAUCAUCAGCCUCAUCAUCACCGUCGAUCUGAAAUUUCAGUUGCUCGGAGUGGUCCGGAUGCCAUGA